This is a messenger RNA of Rhopilema esculentum, 1834 nucleotides long. RefSeq lists its product as uncharacterized. The record is from RefSeq and is a predicted model, not a curated record. Gene Ontology annotation, biological process: cilium assembly. Gene Ontology annotation, cellular component: cilium. Lineage: Eukaryota; Metazoa; Cnidaria; Scyphozoa; Rhizostomeae; Rhizostomatidae.
UUUUAGGGCAGGAGGCAAUUCGAGGAUUAUAGAAACUUGGAUGUGAGGCCAUUUCAAAAGAGGCUCUGCAUAGAGUUUCAUACCAAACACUACCAAACUGUCAUGGCGGACAAGUAUGUGCUUCUGGCAUUCUUCGUGGCCUUACUAACGUGUAAAAGUUUUGCUGACAAUGAGGAGGUUGCUGGAGCUAAGAAUGAAAUAAAUGAUGCUGCAAAAGACUUUGAAAAACGAUUUUCAGAUGAAAUACAAAAGAAAAAGGAGCAGCUAGAAUCAUUCAUAAAUGAAACAAGUUUUCUUGAUGGAUUGAAUCUGACACUAGGUCAAGAAGAAACGGAUACACAGUUCAAUGAAACUGAACAGACGGAGGAAGCAACUAAAGAAAAAGCACGGUGGAACUGUAAUUUGAUGUCCCUGUUUUCUUCUCAGGAGGAACAAAAAGUUGUUUUAGUAAAGAAUGACACACAGCUAUCAGAUGUCAUUGCAAAGUCAAAUGAAAGUCAAAGUUGCUUUUUGUUGUAUUUUUAUGUUGGUUGGUGUGAGUUUUGUGCAGAUUUUGCUGCAGAGAUAAAUACUGUUGGAAGAGUUUACUUUGGUUUACCUGUAUUGGCAGUUGAAUCAUAUUAUUUGUCAAGUAUUGCUGGCAAGUUUGGAGUAACUGGUGUUCCAACAUUAAUUCUUUUCUACAAUGGUCGUCCAGUUGCUAAGUUCAACAGAACAAGAUCGUUACAAGGAUUAGAAGAUUUCAUCAGCCAUACAACUGGUUUAUCUUCAAAUAUAUCCAUGCGUACUGAUGACAAAGACUUUGAAGGGCCUCUUCCCACUAAAAUUAGAUGAGCAAGGUGACAUUUAUCUUACCUUGUCAUUCAUUUCAAUUGUUGUAAUUGCUAUUACCAGUUGGUGUUUAACUGAACAAGCCCAGUCCAUAAUCAAAAUGCUUUGUAAUAGGUUCAAGUGUUGGGCUUUACAUGAGAAAACUGACUAAUUUAAUCCUGUAAUGCUAAUAGUAGAUGCAGUUAUUUAUUAAGAAAUUGAAAAGUGUAUAAAUAUACCUUUAAAACAUGGCUGUUCAUAAAAUUUCAUGGUUAUGUUGUAAGUUUAGUGAUGGUAACAAAGGUUCACCAAGAUUUGUUACAUAAUUAUAUGCCUGAUGUGCAUUUAGAUACAUUUUCAAUCACUUUUUCACUUAUCAAACAAUAUACAAUGAUACAUUUGAUAAUUUUUUUUAAAAAAGUGAAAGUCAUGAGCCACCGUGGCUUCUUUUUCUUUUCUGUCCAAUGUUUCAGUUUUUACCCUCAUUGCAUUCUCCAAUAUAAUUUUUUGCGUUAGACAUCUUAUUUAGAAAAUUUUGAUCAUUAUACCAAUCAAAAAUUUGAUUUAUUGAGACUGAUGAAAAUUUAUAACUGGUAAACAAUAAUGCCAUGAAAGAUAACGAUUCCUUUUGUUCAGUCAAGCAUGAUUUAAGAAACCAUAAUCCUUUCUACCCUUUUUGUUCUUUGUUAACAGCCCUAGCUCUAACAAGUUUUUAAGACCAUACUAAGUAACUUGGCAUUGGGUUAUGCUCAAGAGCAUUGAAUCCAAGUGCUAGUUUUCAAAGCCAUGUAAUUGUAUGGUUUGCUUAAAUGUAAAAUUUUAAUUGUGACAUGUAAAUUUUUAUAUUAUAAAUAUCUCCACUUUAAAUCUUAUUGCUAUAAUUUCUAAGUUUCGUGUAUAUGUUUAAAUUCAUUUUCUCGUUAUUAUGUAAGAACCAGCCACCUUCACCAGUUUUAUUUGAACUUUUGUUUUGGCUACUUGUACCUGGUGGUUAGGCAUAAUAUAUAAAGCAGCUGGAAUUAUA